AUGGCUCUAGAAUUUUUAAGGUGGGAACUUAUGGUGUUAGAAGAAAGAGUUCGUUUACAAGAAAGGCGUAUUGAAAUAAGGGUUUUGAGAGAUGAACAAAAUCCUAUUGAUCUCCCUCUCGAAGAAUUUAUAUUUAUGUUCUGCAUAAGUCAGGAAUUAGAAUUCGACGUCAUAAAUAUUAUUAGGCCUUUAUUCCAAAGUCAACGUUCUUCAGGGUUAUCUCCAGAAGUGCAAUUCCUAGUUACUGUUCAUUUCUAUGCUCAAGGUAGUUAUCAAAGAGGUUUGGGUAGUUACUCUAUCCUCAACAUAAGCCAGCCAUAUGUGAGUAGGUCCAUCAGUAUUGUCACAAAUGCUAUAAACCAGUGUCUUUUGAGCCAGUGGGUAAAAUUUCCAAUGACAGCUUCUGAAAGACAGAAAGCCAGAGAAAAAUUUGAAGCAGCACCCCAACCUUUUGAAGGCACUUUAGGAGCGAUUGAUUGA
Molecule: messenger RNA, 480 nt
Organism: Macrosiphum euphorbiae (potato aphid)
Lineage: Eukaryota; Metazoa; Arthropoda; Insecta; Hemiptera; Aphididae
Source: the annotation of a GenBank genome assembly